This is a messenger RNA of Chondrus crispus (carragheen), 582 nucleotides long. RefSeq lists its product as hypothetical. The coding region runs from base 1 to 582 and encodes 193 amino acids. The transcript has a single exon. Lineage: Eukaryota; Rhodophyta; Florideophyceae; Gigartinales; Gigartinaceae. The record is from RefSeq and is a predicted model, not a curated record.
AUGUCCCACGCCUCGUCCUCGACAUGUUUUCACCGCACCUCGAGCACGCUAUCGCCGUCCAGCUCGCCGACGAGGCGCUCGCCGUCGCGCCAGAAGUACUGCUGCUGCACGCGGCUGACAAACGAGACGACGUUUGUGGCCACCUGCGUGCUGCAGCGGGAUGUACAGCAGUGGCACGAGGAAGCCAAACGCGAUCACGUCCAGCACGGACGGCUCGUGCUGGCAAAAGAAGCGGCUGCGGUCGCCGAGCCGCGUCGACAGCGCGCCGAGCGCGAUGCCCGCGGCCAGCUGCGCGCAAAGCCGCCGCCGCUGGAGAAACAGCACUACGCGGUUGAGCGGGAACGCCGUCUCCUUGGAGAGCAGUCUGUGGUAAAUGUCGGCGUAGUCCUUGUCGUUGAGGUAGACCUCGUGCAACAACGCGGGCCCGAUGCGGGCCGUGAUGAGUGGGCGAACGCGCUCGAUUCGGCGAUCAUGAACAAGGUCAGGUGCGCGUUCGCGUCCAGCAGGGCCAGGUCGGCCGUGAGAGCGCGGCGACGGCGACGUGCCGGGAUACACGCAGAACGCGAUGUCCGCGAAGCGUAG